AUGGCAGACGAGGCCGAGCAAGCCGUUGAGGUCAAGGACCUCGUGGAGGCAGCUCUGCAGAAAGACGAGGGCGACCAAGCCGUUGAGGGCAAGGACCUCGUGGAGGCAGCUCUGCAGAAAGCCCGAGAGGAGGAGCUCGACCCAGAGGCUCGCAAGUGCAAAAGGGAACGGUGGGUGGGCUACCAACACGUGAACUUCCCCUGGCUUUCUACCGCCUUCCUCAACGAGGUGUUGCCCAACAGCUGGUUCGUUUCCAAAAGAGCUUGGGAAAAAGAAGCCUGUGUUGCCCGUCGAACCCUGAGGCUGUUGACUUGCCUCCGCUUCGGCCUCAAGCUACAGCAGCUGGCUGCCGGCAAAAACGGCGGGGCAUGA
This is a messenger RNA of Symbiodinium sp. CCMP2592, 372 nucleotides long. Lineage: Eukaryota; Dinophyceae; Suessiales; Symbiodiniaceae. The record is from the annotation of a GenBank genome assembly.